AUGUACAAUGCAUUUAACGGUGAAAAAAGAGAUAUUUCUAUGCAAGCAAUAGAUGUAAAUGCAUCAAGUCGGUUAGUGCAGGACACAAGAAGCGAAAUUAUUCAAGAUGUAGAAAGUAUGUUCAAUUUAAAACCACGUUUUAAUCAUUUUGAUGAUCAUUACAUCAAUGAAGAUCCUCUCGUAAAGAUUUAUGGGAUUGAUUCAGUUCAUCUUUUACACAAGUUUUGGAUAUCCUAUCUCCACACACGUGACACUAGCACGAAUAUAUAUUCUGUAACUCAUUACCACUCCUCAAUACGGCUCGUAAUGAACGCAAUAGCCAUGACGCGAUUGGGAAAAAUUGAUCUAAAUGCGACAUUUUGGAUAGAGCUAAGUAAUAUUGGUGGCUCAGAAAAGGUUGUUCACUUCAGAGAAGAAUGGAACGAUGUCCCGUUGUUGGACAAAGAUAAUACCUUCUUUCUUAUUGGUUGGACAGCUGAAAUGAUGAGAUUCAUAUUUGGCAAAAUUGUUGUACAGAUCUCCGCUUGGACUUGUUAA
Paramuricea clavata is the source of this 537-nucleotide messenger RNA. Lineage: Eukaryota; Metazoa; Cnidaria; Anthozoa; Malacalcyonacea; Plexauridae. The record is from the annotation of a GenBank genome assembly.